AUGCCAUACCAGAACAACGGUUCCUACCUCAACCCGUACGACUGUCACAGCCCAUAUCAACCCGGACAGAGUCUACCCCAGUACGACGAGAAGAAAAUGAUGGACAUCAAUUGUCUGCAGAGAUUCAGUGGUAUCUACUGCAACAACCUUCCCAUCGGAUCGUGCUCAAACACACAGCUACCUAAUAGGUUACAUUGUCAAUACCACUCAUGCAUGGCGAUCUUGACCGACGGAACACCUUGCCCUAAUCCGAGCGCCCCGGGAACAUCUUAUUGUGCUACAGGCUAUCACGAAGAGAACGGCCGACUUCCCAUCCUGCACUCUCCCCGGUCCAGCUUCUCUUGCUCCCAGAGCACUUCGACAUCCUCUUCCGACGGUCACUCCUCCAGUAUGACCCGCUCGUACGAGACCCUCUGGUCCAACGGAUCUCAUACCGGAAGCGAUCAUGCCGGAUCGACCGAAGGCUAUCCUUCAACACCUCAACACCACGCCUACCACACGGAGUCCGAGCAACAACAGCCCCAACACUUCCAAAGCCAUACGGCGCAACUGUUCCCUCGGUUCGGCAUCCAGUGGAACACCCAUUACUCUCAUUCCCAACCCGCCUCGCAAUACUACUCUUCGCAUGAGCAACAGGGUGCGGCGUACUACGCGACGACCGAGGGAACCGAUUCCGAGUGGGGCACCAUCGAUAAACGAUCCAUGUAGGCG
Molecule: messenger RNA, 711 nt
Organism: Filobasidium floriforme
Lineage: Eukaryota; Fungi; Basidiomycota; Tremellomycetes; Filobasidiales; Filobasidiaceae
Exons: 5
Coding region: 1-708 (235 amino acids)
Source: RefSeq, a predicted model, not a curated record